AUGGGUUUGUUGGAUCCUGAUACUCACAUCUUUAUUGCUUGCUCAGUGUUUGUUCAUCCAGAAACUGACAAGCAGUGUGACGAUGCACACCAGAAAGUUGCUAGUUGGAUGAAGCAAGUCAAGGAAUCUCCGAGGGAAAGGACAUAUUUCAAUUCUCCUAAAAAGUCGCAUAAAAAAACUUGUGUCUACGAUUUAGUAUUUUCAAAAGAAGAUGAUUUUAAUCCAAAACUUCAUCGAUCCGACCGGAGACAUGAUAAACAUUCUGGAUUAAAUAUAAAUGAUGAAGAAAAAGUUAAAAGUGUACCGUCACUCUCCUCUUCAAUGUAUGGACAUCGUUUAGAUAAAAAUAUUGAAAUCAGUGAUCGUAAACAUGCACGUAUUAUGCUGGUUGAAAGUGAAUUCUUUCGCCGUAAUGGGAUUGAUAUAUAA
Molecule: messenger RNA, 429 nt
Organism: Heterobilharzia americana
Lineage: Eukaryota; Metazoa; Platyhelminthes; Trematoda; Strigeidida; Schistosomatidae
Source: the annotation of a GenBank genome assembly